AAAAUACAUGUAAAUAAUAGAGCAGGUAAGUGGGUGGGUAUAUGAGGAAUGGGGUAGGUAAGUGAUGCUGUAUGUGAGUAGGAAAUUGAGAGCUAAAAUGAGAGAGAUGGGCACAGAUGCUGGAGGGUCAGUAGGUAAGUGACACAGGGUAAGUUUGCUUUGAGGAGGGCAAUGGUAGAUACAGUACAAGUGUGAAUGAGCUGAAGGGUUAAUGUGAUUUAGCUCCACCCUCCUCAGGUAGUGACAUCAGACUGCUGAGAGCACAGAGAGCAGAGCAUUGAGCUGCAGACACUACACUGGUACCCGAGUAUCUCUCUCUCUCUAUAGGGCCCGGGCCUCACACACAGCUCUGCACACUCACUAAAUCCCAUUCACUUACACACCAGCAUCAUCACAAUCAUUCUGUGUAUCACACACUAUAUUAGUGUAUCACAUGUUCACACAAUGUACCGCACACUAAUCCACGGUACCACAAUAUCUGAGCAUCACACACACUCCCAGACUCACACACUGACACACACACUCUAUUCACAGCCCUGCAAGAACAAUGCACUGAACCAGACCCCAAACAGAACCAGCACAACCUCCUCCUGGGUCUAGACCUGCAUUCUACAGCAGAACCAGCUCUGCAACCGAGCAGAUCCAGAACCACCUCAGCAGAACCAGAGCAACAACCAGAGCAAAUCCAACAGAACCUCUGAGCAGAACCAGAACAACAACCAGAGAAAAAACCAACAGAACCUCUGAGCAGAACCAGGACCAUAAGUAGAAGUGGGUUCAGAUGUGCCAGUGAGAGGGAGUGAGGUCCAGGAAAGACCCUACAGAACAUCCCAUGGGUUUCUGGGUUGUGGCCCCUGUGAGCAGAUAGGGUGCAGCUUGUGUCUGUCACUGGAGCCCCAAUGGCUGAGACUGAUCCACAGGCUCCCCCCCUUCCUGCUCAUACAACUGGGGUUCUGAUGCAGCAUCUGGGGGCUGAGUGACCCUGAAUCCUGGAGCAAGAGAAGAAGAAGAAGAAGGAGGAGUUCCGAUUCAUUGUUAUUCGGUAUCACAGAUCACGAUCCGACCGCUGACACUUUCAGGGGCUGUGCAGAGGAAUGGGGGUCCAUACAUGCAUUCGGGGUCCCGCCAUUUAAAGCUUCUACAAACACAAAAGCAUUUUGUCCAGACUCCCGGAACCAAUGACUUGUGUUUCUCCUGUGACCCUGCGAUCCAAGGGCUCCAUGUGGGGUCUGACAGUGCUGGAUAUGGCCCAUAUUCCAAUGUAUCUGAGCCCAGCAGUGCUGGUUCUGUUCAGCUGUGACCUCUGCCUGGUGAGAGCAAACAGGCCUCCAUCUCCAGUCAAUGUGACAGUUACACAUCUAAAGGCCAACUCAGCCACUGUGACCUGGGAUGUACCUGAAGGAGACAUUAUCAUUGGAUAUGCAAUCUCUCAACAGAGACAAGACGGACAGAUUCACAGGUUCAUACGAGAGGUAAACACAACCAACCGAGCCUGUGUGCUGUGGGACCUGGAGGAAGACACUGACUACAUUAUCCAAGUCCAGUCUAUUGGGCUGUACAGCGAGAGCCAGGCCAGCAAGAGGAUCCAUUUCCGAACGCUGAAGGAAACAGACAAAGUUCCCUCUAACAGCUCCAAUCAGGGAGUUAUUACAGUCCAGGGGGUGGACAAGGACCGGCAGCUGGAAACAGGGGAGAUUAUAAUCAUUGUGGCUGUGCUGCUUAUGUGGGCAGCUGUGAUCGCACUCUUCUGCCGACAAUAUGAUAUCAUUAAAGACAAUGAUUCUAAUAACAACAAAGAGAAGACAAAACCAUCAUCAGAACAGAGCACUCCGGAGCGGCCGACGGGGGGCUUAUUGCGGAAGAAGAAGACACCAUCGGUCAACAUUAUAGAAGUAUAGCGCAUCUGUGUCCAGGCCUUGAGCCCAAACUGAUCCUACUGUGUCCUGGACUCAGGGCCUCCACUGUGGCUGGAUGAAAUGCACAAGAGCGAUGGGCACUUCGUAUAGCAAUACCACUAAACUCCGCUACCAGCAGGGUUUACACAAGGGCUUACCCCGUUCACUGUAAUCACCCAAAAAGAGAACUCAUGGACUGUACAGUCUGUGUACGACUAAAGCGAUAUGGACUCGCUUAAAGGCCGUGGAUGUCAUUCAUAAGAACAUGGAACGGCAUUGUCAGAAAGCAUUUAGAGAAUGGUCAGUGCCGAUGGUGUUCAUCCAUUAUUAUGAAACAUAUGGGCAAGUUACUUAGCCAGAAAUCAAGGGAAACAAGGAUAUGUUAUCUUCUAUUUUAUUCCUAUGAAACCAUCAAACAGAUUCAUCAAACAGUUCAUCAGUGUUAGUCCAUGUGCUUGAUGUUCUUGGCCUGGGCUAUGGUGGGUAUCUCCAAGACAUGUCUAGGAGGGGACCAGGGACAAUCUGUGUUAGCAAGGACCUGCAACUCUAUUCUGUAACUUUUCUGUGACCAUUAACAGAUUUCAUCUAUAGACAGAAGUAUGAUGGUGAGGUCUCCCUAUUACUUGUUCUCCAUUCCAGCAAUGCCUCUGUCCUACACAUGGUUCCUCCUUGUGGUAAAGCUUUUAUGGCUCACCAAGGAGACCUGCAGUGCAGCUUAACAAUGUCCAUGCUUUAACAUGAUCUAUAGUUUUAUAUUGCCUCUGCUAUUAAUGGAAUUCCACAUUGCUCUUACUGUGUGUGAAUUAUUUUCUAAUAUAGUGAAGGUUGAUG
Molecule: messenger RNA, 2726 nt
Organism: Xenopus laevis (African clawed frog)
Lineage: Eukaryota; Metazoa; Chordata; Amphibia; Anura; Pipidae
Gene: fndc4.S
Product: fibronectin type III domain containing 4 S homeolog
Exons: 7
Coding region: 1179-1898 (239 amino acids)
Source: RefSeq, a predicted model, not a curated record